AUGAACAAUUCUUGGGACGAGGAAUAUGACCAUUAUUUUUACGUUCACGCCAAGAACUACUUGAAGAAGACGAUGAAAAACUUUUGGCAGAUUGCAAAUGGAUCUGAAGAAGCAGGAGAAAGAGAAAUGGCAUUUAUAGGAGAAGAAUUUGAAGAAUCGGUAAGAGGAGAAGAUGAGGAGGAAGAAGUUUUGGGUACAAAAAAAACUUCAUAG
Messenger RNA from Diversispora eburnea, 213 nucleotides. The record is from the annotation of a GenBank genome assembly. NCBI's taxonomy places the organism in Eukaryota, Fungi, Glomeromycota, Glomeromycetes, Diversisporales, Diversisporaceae.